Molecule: messenger RNA, 1567 nt
Organism: Physella acuta
Lineage: Eukaryota; Metazoa; Mollusca; Gastropoda; Physidae
Source: RefSeq, a predicted model, not a curated record
UCAACCGCUAAGAGAGACAAAGUAGUUUUGAAUUUUACAGUUACUUGAUAAAUACAAGAUAUAAAACAAUGCCAGCAUUCAAUGUUCCAGUCCCUCCAUGUGGGUGUUUAGAAGUUGUGUUUUCCUUCGACACCACAGGCUCUAUGUACACGUGGUUAGAGCAGGUCCGGGGUAGGAUCCAGGACAUGAUACAACGUCUGCAGUCCGACAUCCCCGGCAUCAGAAUGGCCGUGUUCGCCCACGGGGACUACUGUGACGUUGACACUUACGUCACAAAGUGGAUCGACUUCACUACUGACGUGGCCCAACUUUGUGAAUUCGUAAAGAAUGCUGAGAAAACGAGUGGGGGCGACGCCCCUGAGUGCUACGAACUAGUUCUGAAGCAAGUGAGAACAGAGCUGUCGUGGACGCCAGGCUCAAGGCGUGUCCUCGUCUUGAUUGGCGACGACAACCCGCACGAGCCAAAGGAAGUUUACAUCAAAGGCAAGAAAGACAGGAUCAACUGGCGGGACGAGACCAAAAAUCUGGCAGCCAAUGACGUGACGAUCUACGGCGUGCAGUGUGGCCGCAACAACGCGGACGCUUUCUACAAGACGAUCUCUAUCGCCACAAACGGUAAACAUCUACGUCUGGAGGACUUUGGGAGUAUCUUCGACACCCUGAUGGCUGUGUGUUACAGAGAGAGUAACGACACGGCCAUGCUGACGAAUUACGAAAAAGAAGUGCGAGCCCGAUAUGGCGAUGGUAAACUUGCCAUGGACAUUGACGCCAUUUUCGCUUCUCUACGUGACGGGGUCAAGAAUACCACCAACUUGGGCGUCACUACACCAAAGAAAUGUGCUGGCCUCCCGCCAAAAACGAAGAAAGCAAAAACUUUAAAACUCGUUAAAAAGAUAGCACCUAAAACCAAGAAAAAUGACAUUGUUCCAAAACCUAAGCGUGGAAAUAAACCAAAGACUCUGAUAAGCAAGAAAAAGCCAAACAAUUCAAUACUUAACAAAUAUAAAUUAAAAAAUCUUCCGCUACUCAAGCGUGAGAACGUUCCGGAAAUUAACUUCAACCUCCGAACUUUGAACUGGAAGCCUUGGUUUCUGGCAUUGGCCAGUGACGAGCCAAACGAAAACAAAACCCAUUGGCAGAGAAGAAACAGCAAACCAGGAUACACGUUAAAAACAUUACCAGCCACUCAACGAAUGCGUCCUUCUAGCUGUUUGCUUGAGGUGUCCUUACAACACGGCGGGGUCAAGAGUAAAAAGUACACUGUCUUCAGCAAGUUCUCCAGUCGUUGUUUUGGAACAGUCCACUGGGAGAAACGUCUGUUCGGGUCUGACAGCGCACAGAUAGACCAUGCAUUGCUGACUGGAUGCAAAAUUUACCUCAGAUAUUGUGUCGUGGGAUCGAGGGAAAAGAAAGACGUGGCUAAAAGUUUGAAAAGAUAUGAUUAUGCUUGGAAGAAUUAUAAAAACAUCAGACCUGGUGCCAGAUAUGUAGUUAAAGGGGGAAUCAAGAUUUCCAAGCCGUGAAUAGACAGCUUUAAAAGAAUCUGAACAAAUGUGUAGGGUCUACA